AGCGCACUCUGAUGACAAAUUAGGCAUUCGUCUCAGCAGGUUAGCGACCCAUCUGACAACCCUGAUAGAGAGUAAGGUGGCAACAACGUCGCUUAUAGCGGAACAAUGCGUGUGUCAGAGUGGUCAGAGUUCAAAGUUAUAUUAGUGCAUACGCCACAAAAUAUGGCAAACAGAGAACAAUCUCGAUUUAAAGGGAAAUUUUGCAAAAAAAAAUUUUUGUCGUGGCGAGAAAACGUCAUUGAGAGCAACAAGAAGAGGAAUAAAAAGAAAAGUGAUGGAAUAAAAGGUUGUCGGAUAAUCGAUGCUGAAUCGUUCGCAAAGGAUAUGUGGUGCAAAGAUUGCAAAGUACCCUUGUCACUCCGAGAUACCCAAAAAGAACAACAAAAUGGACUUUCAAGUACUAUCACCGUAAAGUGUUGGUCUUGUUCUAAGUUAUUCGAAAUUACUACAUCGCCGAUGGAACAGUCUAUGACAAGACCGACCUUCAAUAUCAACUCAAGACUCGUCAUCGGUACCAUCGAAAGUGGAAUUGGUGUGACACAUUUGAACAAAAUUUUAUCGGCAGCUGACCUUCCAACUUUCCAUCCAUCAACAUACAAGAGAUAUGAAAAAAAAGUCAGUGCAGCGAUAGAGAAUCUCGCAAAAACUAGUUGUCGAGAGAAUAUAAUGAUAGAAAAAGAGUUAACUAUCGAAAAAGGGUAACAUGCAUAGUAGCUUAUAACAGUUACAUGCUAUCAAAUAUAUAUUAAACAGAUCGAUCAAGUUGAAAAAGGUCAAAAAUGAAGGAAUUUGUUAUCAAUCCGGUUGUGGAUUUGAUCUUGGGAUGGAAUUUGUUGACCGAACAAUUGUGCCACUUUGUCAAGUGCAGCUGAAGAUUUCGCAAUUGUUGUUUACUUCGAUUUGAAGACGACAGGAUUUGGCAAAAGUAAAGAAAUCAUUCAGAUAGCUGCAGCGCGAUUAUUUCGAAAAUUUUUCAAAAUAUAACGUUUCAUAAUGAAACGGUUCGUUUGAAUCCUGGAACGAUCUUCUGUCUCAGGUCGUUUGACAUUUUGAAAACAGGGUAAAAGAGGAAAAUACGGGUGUGUAAAAAAAAAAGAAAAAUAAACUCAAACACUAUAACGGUGUUUUUCGAAAUAAACCUCA
Messenger RNA from Venturia canescens, 1143 nucleotides. RefSeq lists its product as uncharacterized. The record is from RefSeq and is a predicted model, not a curated record. Bases 106 to 702 code for a protein of 198 amino acids. The transcript has 3 exons. NCBI's taxonomy places the organism in Eukaryota, Metazoa, Arthropoda, Insecta, Hymenoptera, Ichneumonidae.